Molecule: messenger RNA, 1561 nt
Organism: Nomia melanderi (Alkali bee)
Lineage: Eukaryota; Metazoa; Arthropoda; Insecta; Hymenoptera; Halictidae
Product: tubulin alpha-1 chain
Biological process (GO): microtubule-based process
Cellular component (GO): microtubule
Molecular function (GO): GTP binding; structural constituent of cytoskeleton
Source: RefSeq, a predicted model, not a curated record
CGAGGGUAUAAAUAACCGUUCCAGCGGCCGGCCAGGCAUUCGUUUCAGGAUUCUGGACGGAGGUGUUAGCGAAAGCCCCAUUACUUGCUUUAGCCGACAAUCGACGUCUCACGUCCGUUUCUUCUCUCUCGCAGAACCUUGAAUCUUCUCUUAUCACAAAAUGCGCGAGUGUAUCUCAGUUCAUGUUGGACAAGCUGGUGUCCAAAUUGGUAAUGCCUGUUGGGAAUUGUAUUGUCUGGAACAUGGCAUUCAGCCUGAUGGCCAAAUGCCAUCCGAUAAAACUAUUGGAGGAGGCGAUGACAGUUUCAACACUUUCUUCAGCGAGACUGGUGCAGGGAAACAUGUACCCAGAGCAGUUUUCAUUGACUUGGAACCUACAGUAGUCGAUGAAGUACGUACUGGUACGUACCGUCAGUUGUUCCACCCAGAACAAUUAAUUACUGGCAAAGAAGAUGCCGCAAACAAUUAUGCUCGUGGUCACUACACGAUCGGCAAGGAAAUCGUUGAUCUGGUGUUGGACCGUAUUCGUAAACUGGCGGAUCAGUGCACUGGUCUUCAAGGUUUCCUCAUUUUCCACUCUUUCGGCGGUGGUACCGGUUCUGGGUUCACCUCUCUCUUGAUGGAACGUCUCUCUGUCGAUUACGGCAAGAAGUCGAAACUGGAAUUUGCCAUUUACCCUGCUCCGCAAGUCUCCACAGCUGUCGUCGAGCCGUACAAUUCAAUUCUUACAACGCAUACCACUCUUGAACAUUCCGACUGUGCGUUUAUGGUCGACAAUGAAGCCAUUUACGAUAUCUGCCGUCGUAACUUGGACAUCGAGAGACCUACUUAUACAAACCUGAAUAGACUGAUCGGCCAAAUUGUAUCUUCUAUAACCGCUUCUCUGCGAUUUGAUGGUGCCCUGAACGUUGACUUGACUGAAUUCCAAACGAACUUGGUACCCUACCCUAGGAUUCAUUUCCCGUUGGUCACCUAUGCACCGGUCAUCUCCGCGGAGAAGGCGUAUCACGAACAACUCUCUGUAUCAGAGAUUACGAACGCAUGUUUCGAGCCAGCGAACCAGAUGGUGAAAUGUGACCCGCGUCACGGUAAAUACAUGGCCUGUUGUAUGUUGUACAGAGGCGAUGUUGUACCAAAAGACGUGAACGCGGCGAUUGCCACCAUCAAAACUAAGCGUACCAUUCAGUUUGUUGAUUGGUGUCCCACUGGAUUCAAAGUUGGCAUUAACUACCAGCCUCCAACUGUGGUACCCGGUGGUGAUCUUGCUAAGGUGCAACGAGCCGUCUGUAUGUUGUCCAACACCACCGCCAUCGCUGAAGCUUGGGCCCGUCUUGACCACAAAUUCGACCUGAUGUACGCCAAGCGAGCCUUCGUUCACUGGUACGUUGGAGAAGGUAUGGAGGAAGGUGAAUUCUCCGAAGCCCGUGAAGAUCUUGCAGCUCUUGAGAAAGACUACGAGGAAGUCGGAAUGGACUCUGCAGAAGGCGAAGGAGAAGGUGCGGAAGAAUACUAAAUGAUGGCAUUUUGAUACCAUUUUCAUUUUUUUUUUGGCAAUAAAGAA